This is a messenger RNA of Alligator mississippiensis (American alligator), 1673 nucleotides long. RefSeq lists its product as uncharacterized. Bases 189 to 1412 code for a protein of 407 amino acids. The record is from RefSeq and is a predicted model, not a curated record. The transcript is spliced from 11 exons. NCBI's taxonomy places the organism in Eukaryota, Metazoa, Chordata, Crocodylia, Alligatoridae.
CUUGCAGAGGCUCUCAGCAAAGUGGAAUGAAUCUACACUGGUAAGAAUCAGCCAUGAACUACAACAUCCAUGCAAGGCACUGAUAUGGCACCUUUUCUCCACAGAUCUGCCAAGUGAUUUACAAAGGAGGGUAAGCAACAAAAGGCAACAAAAAACUUCAAGUCAUACAAGAAAAGAAGAAAAAGAAAAUGAAAACAAAAGCCAGUUCACUUCCAGACGUGUCCAUUCUUAAAACGUUCAUGAAAACCUAUGAAAGGCAUUGUGCCCUUUUCCAAAGCUCUGUCGGUGUCACAAUCAAACAGAGUUUAAAAAGAUGCAUAGAGAAUGAAAUAGUUCUUACUAAGUUUGUGCUUACAAGCUCUGAGAACUCAAGAGGAGAUAUGCAGCCAGUUUCCCUCACUCCCUUACUAAGGACAAUUAGAGAUGAACGUUAUAUGCUGGGAAAGGAACUUUGUAUCUGGGGAAUACAGCUAAGCAAUCAAGAUAUUGCAAACCUUGCACUGCUUUUGGAGCUGGAUGGACGUACCACCUACCCUUUUUGUAGCCUAGAAAUCAUACAUACUGUGAUAGAUGCAUGGUCUGUGGAACGACUUGGAGUAGCUUUGCCUGUCAGCAACUUGAGAUCUAUUGUACUGGAUUAUACUAAGUUUGGAGAUAAAGGAAUCAAUGGACUUGUUUCUGGCUUAAAGGGCAACAGAAAACUUUUAACUCUCAGUCUAUGCUACUGCAAUUUGGGACCUGAAAGUGGGACAGAGUUAGGCCCCAUCAUGGCCCAAACUGCCAUUUGCAAUCUGUAUCUGAAUGGUAACAACUUGCAAUGCUUGGGUGCCCUUGCACUCAUCAAGCCAAUAGCUGUGUAUGCAAACAAUCUUGCAAGAGAUAAGGAAACAAAUACCAUGAAAUUCAGCAAUGCUACUGGUCAUCAGAUGCAUGAAGUAGGCAAAGGUUUAAAUGUGCAUUCAGCAGCUUCUGGCAUGAACAUUACCUCCGAAACAAGAAGGUCUAAUACAACAGAAAGUAUUAUUGGGAAGAAAAAAAAAAGAAAAGGAACUAAAAAAAGAAAAAAGAAUCCAGAAAUUGGUUCAUGGUUAGUUAAAUUACAUUUGGCUGACAAUGGCAUAGAUGGAAGAGGAAAAGGAGGACAAAAUAUGGUCUUGGAGUUCACGCAGUUUUUAAUUUACCUAAUCAAGUACUCUGAACACUUAAUAGAACUUGACCUGGAUGGCAAUGCUAUUGGAGAACUUUGUUCAGCUGACAUACUGGAUGCUCUUAAGGAGAGACUAAAUGAAAAGAUGCCCAACCUAAACAUUAAGGUUACAUACCAGAUUUCCUCAGAAACUUUUGGGUCAAUUUUCAAAAAUGGCAAGAAGUCCAAGUCAACUAGAAAGAAAAAGAAAAAGACAACAAAGUGAUUGUUAAGCCUACAUGUUCCUGCAGAUGGGACUGUGUACAAGAAAAUUAAUAUACUUCAGCAGAUUAUUUCUUAACAUGGCACUCUGACUUUCUAAAUACUACAAUUUUUGUGUGUAAUUUUUUCACUUUACUCCAUCAUAUAGGAAUAAAAUACAAAACAUUAUUGUAUGAAACAAAGUAUUUUACCAUUGGUUAUACAUCUUUGAAGACAAACAUUCAGCUGUUUUAAAGCAGAAUAAUAGUAAAAUAGAGAAACUCAA